Molecule: messenger RNA, 1154 nt
Organism: Nelumbo nucifera (sacred lotus)
Lineage: Eukaryota; Viridiplantae; Streptophyta; Magnoliopsida; Proteales; Nelumbonaceae
Source: RefSeq, a predicted model, not a curated record
UGAUUACUCGUCUUAUCCUUCGACCAUUCAGUCAUUACAUAAUCCCUGGCUUUUCUCUGGUGCCACUGCAGAUGGCGCUCAACAACUCUAUGCGCUUUAGCUCUUUCUCUGCUCCCAGAAAACCUCGAAUUCCAUGUUUUAGAAGUGCAGGUUUCGGUUUAUUUUCGUCUGCGCGUAAUACCCGUAAAUUUUCUGUUAGCAUUCUUGCAGAUUCCACACCGAAAGCACGGUUUGUUGCGAGGCGGUCUGAAUCAGUUUCUGUUCAGCAACUCGAACGUCCACUGAGGGAGUAUAUGAGCUUGCCUGCAAGCCAGUAUUCUGUGUUGGAUGCUGAGCGGAUUGAACGGGUUGAUGACAACACCUUUCGCUGUUACGUGUACCGGAUCAAAUUCUUUUCUUUUGAAGUCUGUCCUGUCCUGCUUGUUAGAGUUGAAGAGCAACCUAAUGGCUGCUGCAUUAGACUCUUGUCCUGCAAGUUGGAAGGUUCACCAAUCGUGGUUGCACAAAACGAGAAAUUUCAUGGAAAUGCAGCUUCAAUGGUGAAUCAAAUAUCUUGUGGUAGUGAGCAGAGUGACUCAGCAGUCCAGAAGCUAACCUCAGAUACAGUCAUUGAGGUUACCAUUGAUAUUCCAUUUCCAUUUCAACCAAUUCCAGUGGGAGUGAUUGAAUCAACUGGAACUCAAGUCCUUGAACAAAUAUUGAGGAUAAUGCUUCCCCGGUUUAUGACACAGCUUGUAAAGGAUUACCAAGCAUGGGCUUCUGGUGAUACGUCAAGGCAGCCUCUUGGAACCGGGAAGAUUUGAUUUUGAAGCUUGGAUGGGACGCCGGUUUGAGUUUACCAUCAUCAUGUUGGACCUGCAGGCUACACACUAGCUGAGCCUUAUCCAUGUUUUUAUGUAUUGUAGCUGUUUAUUUCUCAGAUGUGGUCUUGUUCUCAAACAAUUCUUGCUUCUUUUAAGUAUAAAAAGAGAAGGAAAAGAGAGAAAAUUUUGAAAGAAGAGAUGUUUUUCCAGAAAUAAUGGUCCCGGACAUUGGACGAAGACCAAAACCGCUUGCCGCUGCCCUAUGUGUAUGUGAUGGGGCAGGUGUUUCUCCCAAUUCCAAAACCCUUGAUUGUUAUAUCGAUAAAAAAAAAAACCCGUUUCAAUAAAGGA